Molecule: messenger RNA, 1830 nt
Organism: Sitophilus oryzae (rice weevil)
Lineage: Eukaryota; Metazoa; Arthropoda; Insecta; Coleoptera; Curculionidae
Gene: PolI
Product: DNA polymerase iota
Exons: 2
Coding region: 136-1767 (543 amino acids)
Biological process (GO): translesion synthesis
Molecular function (GO): damaged DNA binding; DNA-directed DNA polymerase activity
Source: RefSeq, a predicted model, not a curated record
AUGUAAAAAUAAACAUAACAUAACCUUACUUGUCAAUACCUGUUAUGAGUAAAUCAGAAACAUCGUUUUUGAUAGUAAUUUCAUAGUAAAUAUAUUUAUAUUUCCCAACUACAAAUUUGUAAAUAAUGACGUAAAAUGGACGACCAUUCGAAAACAAUUAUCCACAUAGACGUAGACUGCUUUUACGCGCAAGUUGAGAUGAAUAAAAAUCCGGAACUGAAAACCAAACCGCUAGGAAUUCAACAGAAGAACAUUGUUGUCACCAGUAACUAUGUCGCGAGAGAAUACGGUAUCACAAAAUGUAUGUUGAUACCAGAAGCCAAGAAAAAAUGUCCUCAUUUAGAGUUGGUCAAUGGUGAAGACUUACACGACUACCGAGAAACCUCCUACAAUAUCACAUCUAUCUUACAAAAAUACUCUAAUUUGGUCGAAAGGUUGGGUUUGGAUGAAAAUUUCGUCGACGUCAGCCGUCUGGUCGACGAAAAAAUCAAAUUAUCCAACAAUAUCACACCGGUAGGUCAUGUUUUCGGAAACACUGAAGUGCUAUGUGAUUGUGGCUGUACCGAACGGUUAAUGGUCGGGUCCAAAAUCGCACAGGAUAUCAGAGACCAAAUAUACAAAGACCUAAAUCUUACAACGUGUGCGGGAAUAGCUCAUAACAAAAUAUUAGCGAAGAUUGUGUGCAGUAAAAACAAACCAAACAACCAAACUACAGUUUUUCCAAACAGCGCAAGCGAACUAAUGUUAAGUUUAAGCCUAGUAAAAAACAUUCCUUCGAUAGGUCAAGUAACAGCAGAUCAAUUAUCGAGACUAAACAUAAAUACAGUGAAAGAAUUGCAGGAGGCUAGCGUAAACGACCUAGAAAAAAUGUUUGGUUAUGAAAAAUCAAAAAAUAUGAUCGAAAUCAGUUACGGUCGAGACGUUUCUGCUGUUAAAAAGAGCGGGAAGCCUCAAAGUAUCGGGCUAGAAGACAGUUGUAAGGCUAUAACGGUUGAGAACGAAAUAGAAGUGAAAUUGUUGCAUUUACUGACACGAUUGAUGGUUCUGGUUAAGGAGGAUGGUAGAGUACCCAAAACGGUUAAACUAAUUGUAAGGAAAUUUAACAGGAAUCACCCUCAAAGUGGUACGAGGGAAACCAGACAGUGUAACGUUAACACCUCCCUUUUUAAAGACCUAGAGCUCAGCGAAAAUAACCAGAAAAAAGUUAUGAAAAUUAUCAUGACCCUGUUCAGGAAAAUAGUCGAUACGAAGAAAAGCUUUCAUAUCACCUUGCUAGGAUUAUCUUUCACGAAAUUCAUGGAGAAACCCACCUUGAAAAACACCCUAAACAACUUUUUAUCCAGGGACAUUGAAGUGCAGUCGGUCAUAGAUAUAGAGAACCAAAGUUCCAACUCCCCUAUUCACGAACCGUGUGCCUCGACGUCGCAGUUAGCAGACGUGGAUUCUCCAGAGCAUUUAUCGAAACGAGCCAGGUUUAUUCUUCCGGAAAUAUCGAAAGAUUGCGGCGAUUCCCGUAUUAAGCUCGGUGUAGCAACUUUGAGGUUAAACUCGACCGAAUCUUUGCCCGAGGUAGUGGAUGAAAUGGUUCCGUGCCCCCCAAAUGCUAACGAGGAGGUGUUUAGGGCUUUGCCCAGCGAUCUUCAGAGUGAACUGUGGGAGGAGUACAGGGUAAACAGGAAUAGGGACGUACUCCAGUCUGAAAGACCGCUAAAAAAAUCAAAGAACAACAGUAUAUUGAACUAUAUAGUUCGGGAAAAAAAGGAUUAAAAUGAGUGAGGUGUAUUUUUAGAUAUUUUUUUAUUUUUUAAAUAAAGUGUAUUUUAUGUAAGA